Opisthorchis viverrini is the source of this 606-nucleotide messenger RNA. RefSeq lists its product as hypothetical. Gene Ontology annotation, biological process: positive regulation of DNA-templated transcription, elongation; regulation of transcription by RNA polymerase II. The transcript has a single exon. The record is from RefSeq and is a predicted model, not a curated record. NCBI's taxonomy places the organism in Eukaryota, Metazoa, Platyhelminthes, Trematoda, Opisthorchiida, Opisthorchiidae. Gene Ontology annotation, cellular component: cyclin/CDK positive transcription elongation factor complex; nucleus. Gene Ontology annotation, molecular function: cyclin-dependent protein serine/threonine kinase activator activity. The annotation marks the transcript as partial.
GUGGUGAUCAAUGCUGGCAUUUAUUACAUGCAUCAUUUUUACGAGGUGUUUUCCCCGGAAACCAUCAAGCCGAUUUUGGUCGCGAUUGCUGCUUUCUACUGUGCUUGCAAAACCGAGGACUUCUCCCGGAAACUAGCAUUUCUUAUCAAGGCCACUUAUGAGAUAUUGAAGCGCCCUGUACCCAACGAAGCCUCAGACACAUUCAAGCGGCUAGUGCAGAAUAUCCACGCACUUGAGGCCACCAUCCUUAUGGUGAUUGGGUUUCAAACACUGGAGGUUAAACAGCCCCAUGUGUUGCUAAUAAAUGCAAUACGUGCAAACAAAUUCCCCAAGGAAAUCUCUCACACAAGCUAUUACAUUUGUACCAACAUACUUCACCUGACCACAUUAAUACUUCGACAUUCCGCGGAGGCUAUUGCGGCGGCCAGUUUAUACAUCGCCGCCAAAUGGAAUUCCUCGGAUAUCCAGUCACCAAACGGAGAGUGGUACCACAUCUUCUCACCCAACCUGACUUUCGAUGAAAUCUCGAAAAUCACGGAGGAAUUCACACUAGCAUUUCAAGCUUGUGACUUGAAAAUUAAGGAGCAGUUGCGCACAACUCUUCGC